UUCGAUGCAAGAGAUUUGCAUGUGUGCGAUGACCAUUGCACUCAAAUAUCAAUCGUCAAUAAACAAUGAUCUACAGCAUUUAAGAUGCUGUUUCUCUUGAACCAUCCCUUCAUAGUAAAACUGUCGCGUAACACAAACGUGUCAAACGUUAAUUAUAACUAGCUGUUACCUCUUACAUUUAUUCAUGCCAACGUUAAUACCUUUCUCACUUGUUCCAUAAGUACAGACUCUCAAAAACCCUUAAACCAUUUCCUCACAAACUCCCUAGUUCGUGCUGCUAAUUGUUCCCUCACGUUUCCAAGCAAAGGAAGAACCAGGUGAAGAGGGAAGCCGGAAAUGGGUUUGAUAACGUCGGAAACGGAGAUCACCACGGCGAUUCCGGCGGCGAGGCUGUUCAAAGCAUUCGUCACCGACGGCGACACCCUCAUCCCCAAAAUCGCGCCGCAGGCGUUCAAGAGCUUCGGGAUCCUCGAAGGCGACGGCGGCCCUGGCACCAUCAAGCAAAUCCAAAUGGGCCAAGCGGGACAGUUUAAGAUCUUGAAGGAGAAGGUGGAAGCGAUCGACAAAGACAAUCUAGUGUACGAGUACAGCGUGAUCGAGGGCGAGGAUGUUCUGCUAGACUUGUUCGACAAGGUAACCUACAAGGUCAAAUUCGUGCCGGACGAUGAUUCGUCGUCGUCGGGUGGAGGGUCCAUUGCGAAAACUAGCCGGACAUAUUACACGAAAGGCGGCGACAAAGUGAUUAAGGAGGAGUUUAUCAAGGAAGGCAAUGAUAGGGCUCUUGUUAUGUUCAAGGCGGUCGAAGCCUAUCUUAUGGAACAUCCCGACGCUUAAUAAAUCUAAUAAGAAGGAUUUAUAGUGAAUGUAUCUUUACGAACAAUGAUCUAGUCUGGUGAUAAUAUCACUAACUUUCAAUAUGGAUUAUCCAGGUUUAAUUAAUUACCUUCUUAAGUAGUACCUAAACUACAAAACCAUAUUAUGAAAAAAAUCCUUAUAAGAAAUAAGCUGCUGGCCUGCACAAUGAAUAAGGCCAUACGGCAAAGUUACAAAACCCCGAUCUCAUAGCCAUCUUUGAGCUGGAAGAAGAGCAUCUAAAUUCUACUCCCAAAUCCAAGAAAGAAAUUGUUCAGCCUUCAAUAUCUUUUCCAUGCAUGAGCACUUUACUUUUAUGCAUGGUACAUGAAACCAUACCGUACCGCCGGUUCAACCACAAAAUACUAGUAUCGGAGGUUAAACCGAUAGGUGAUAUUUAUCGGUACUAACGGUUGAAUACGGUUAAACCACGGUUUUGCCAUAAAAUACCCUACCACUGACUUUUCCGGUACGGUUUCAUGGACCAUGCUUUUACGGCCAUUAUUUGUUAAGAGGUAUAAAUGCCGACUUAGUAG
Molecule: messenger RNA, 1388 nt
Organism: Linum trigynum
Lineage: Eukaryota; Viridiplantae; Streptophyta; Magnoliopsida; Malpighiales; Linaceae
Source: the annotation of a GenBank genome assembly